UAUAAUCUAUAUGUACAUCCGUCGCGUUUCCAUAAUCGUCGAUAUGAAAGUGAAGGAAUGUCUGUUGGUGUGGCUCUACUGCCUGUACUUCACUUCAGCAUAUUCGACUAUAUCCUAUGGGACGACAGAUUUUGAUGAGUGCAAGCAGGUGAAUCCAAAUGUGUGCAGCCAGGGAUGUAAUAACCAUGACGGUGGAUACAGUUGCUAUUGCCAAGACGGAUACGAUCUAAUAAACCAAACUUACUGCCAAGCUAUUGGACCAGAUCCACUCAUCCUUCUUGCAGACCGUUACUUAGUGCGUGAAUAUGACCCACUUUUGAUAAAACACCGAACGAUCUCACCAAAUCUGAACUAUGCCGUGGCUUUAGACUACGAUAUCAAGGAGAUGCAGGUCUACUGGUCUGACAGGAAUGAGGAUACGAUCUACCGUACUAACAUAAAUGGAUCGGGUUUGCCCGAAGUUGUAAUCAGUGGAUAUGAAACAUACGGAAUGUGUAUAGACUGGAUUUUUCGUAACAUUUACUGGGCUGAUAGGAGUACCAAAACCAUUCAUGUUGCAAGCCUUGAAGAUCUAAGCAAACGUUCCAUUCUUAUUCCAGAUAUUACGCAUACACCAGAAGGUCUUACUCUUGACCCAAAAAUUGGCUACAUGUUUUGGUCUGUGUAUAGUGGGAAAAUUGAACGCGCAGGAAUGAAUGGACAGCAAAGACUAGUCCUCGUUGACACCGACAUUAGCUCUCCAGUUGGUCUGACUACUGACCUGACUACUAAUCUUCUUUUCUGGGUGGAACAAGGGAGUUACAGGUUAAAUAGCAUUGACUACAACGGCCAUGGUAGACGCACAAUACUUAGUUCAUAUUCAAUUCUACCUCGUCCAUUCGGUAUUACCGUAUUCGAAGAUUAUGUUUACUUGACAGACUUGCAAAGGAAAGCUAUAAUUAAAGCCAACAAAUUUAAUGGAAAACAUACUAUGUUGGUUGGAAACCUUAAUCAUCCCUUGGGCAUCCAAAUAUAUCACCCUCAAAAACAGAUCAAGGGAAUUAUUAACCAUUGUGAAGGACAUAACGGUGGAUGCUCUGAUCUGUGUGUAGCUGCCCCUAAAUUGAAUGAUAAUUCCGUGAAGUAUUCGUGUCUUUGUCCAUCAAACUCCUUUCUACUGCAAGAUGGACGUACAUGUGAGGGAUCGGAAGUGAAUCCUCUGACACCACCAUCUUCAACAGUCAGUCCACCAGAAGAAAAGAGGACCACACAAAUGAGGACCGAUAAUAUUAACGAUGAAAUUGUUUAA
Molecule: messenger RNA, 1288 nt
Organism: Anneissia japonica
Lineage: Eukaryota; Metazoa; Echinodermata; Crinoidea; Comatulida; Comatulidae
Product: very low-density lipoprotein receptor-like
Exons: 6
Coding region: 11-1288 (425 amino acids)
Molecular function (GO): calcium ion binding
Source: RefSeq, a predicted model, not a curated record